Pimephales promelas (fathead minnow) is the source of this 1328-nucleotide messenger RNA. RefSeq lists its product as uncharacterized. NCBI's taxonomy places the organism in Eukaryota, Metazoa, Chordata, Actinopteri, Cypriniformes, Leuciscidae. The record is from RefSeq and is a predicted model, not a curated record.
UUUCCUCUUCUACAACAUUUAAGACCAGUAGCCUUAGAGACUCAAAGCACUGUCUGUUUGUUUUCAGCCAUGAUGAAUCUAAUAACAGCCUUUCUGCUAAUGAUCCUAAUAGGACACAGCACAUCUGACUAUACACUCGUCUGCCCCUAUGAGAAUACGAAUAUAUCUCAGAACAGAAGGGUGUGGUGCAAAAGAGACGUCCAGGAUGAAAACUGCUGUACCGGCUUCUCAUUCCGGCCAGGCACCAGUAGUUUGGAGGAAGGCAUAGAAGUGCAAGAUGAUGGAAAGUCUUUUACCAUCUCCAUAAAGACACUCACACAUGGAGAUGGAGUCUACUGGUGUGGGUUCAUGACUGCAGACCAGAUCAUUGUUAAACUGGCCGAGGAUUACUUUGCCCAAUUUAACUUUGUUUGGUCCAUUCUCCGUUGGAUUUUAUUUCUUUUGCUUCCUUUGAUGACCAUCUCAUUUCACAUAUAUUCAAACAGGAAACAUGGAGAUGCAAAGACAACAUAAAUACAAUGAAGUCUGAUGCCUAAGAAAGGAGGCGUAAGGACGAGGCAGUCACAUUUAAUGAAGAAUAAAGAAAAUAUGGUUGAACAUGACCUAAGCCGUCAGCUGUAAAUGAACAAUUUCUAUUGUUGUUAUUCUUUCUAAAUAAGUGUUUUUUUUUUACAGAAAAGUUCACAAUGGCAGCAUGACUAUAUUCAACCCCAAUAUUUAAAAUGAAAAUAAGUUAUAAUUGUGUUCUGUUUAUGUAAAUUCAUAUAAUAAGUAAAGAACAUUUGCUAUUGCAUUUAUCAUUCAUUUAAAAGUUAUGGUUGUUUUGUUCUAGUUACUGUUGUUGUUUAAAACUGUUUUGUGAUGUUUUCCUCCUUUUAAUAAUAUUCUAGAGCUUAGAAAUCAUAUUUCUUAAUAUACUGUAUAAAAAACAAAAGUCAUUGCCACAUUGUGUAACAUAUAAAGCAUCAAUUAACAAUUUCUAACACAAUUUUGAUGUAAGAAUAUAUAAUAAACAUUGUCUAUAUCAGUGAGUCGACCAAAGUGCCGUCUUUACUAACUUACUUUGAUUAUUAACUUAAAAACAAGUGAAAUUUACAAUACAGCCAUGCUGAAAAUAUAAGAAAAAACUGACCCAGUAACAUUGCAAAUAUAUUACAGUCUUUUUGUAUUGAAUUCAUUUUCAAGCAACAGCACAGUUUCAACCAAUCAUGAUUUCAUUGAAAAUUAGGAAAAACAAAUAAAAAGAAAAAAACAAUGUCAAAUGACAUAUACCUCACAGUUCUUUCUUGCAAUUUACCAUCAUAAAACGAUAAGGUAGACAAAAACAA